Molecule: messenger RNA, 219 nt
Organism: Paramecium pentaurelia
Lineage: Eukaryota; Ciliophora; Oligohymenophorea; Peniculida; Parameciidae
Source: the annotation of a GenBank genome assembly
AUGAUGACUUCAUCCAUAGCAAAAAAACAUUUUAUCAAAAAUAUAUUAUUUAAUCUCGAAAUCAAUUUUUAAUACAGGGAAAAAUAAAUCCCAAAAAGCAUCGAAAUUUAAAUUUAAUUAUAUUUUGGGUAAAAUCACAUUGAUCGGUUGAAGAGGUAUUUUAAUCCUCUAAAAUAGAAGACCUCUGGAAUCAAUAAUUAAUCUUGAAUGCAGAUGAAA